Messenger RNA from Bactrocera neohumeralis, 2987 nucleotides. RefSeq names its product xenotropic and polytropic retrovirus receptor 1 (gene PXo). Gene Ontology annotation, molecular function: inositol hexakisphosphate binding. Gene Ontology annotation, biological process: cellular response to phosphate starvation; phosphate ion transport. The transcript is spliced from 6 exons. Lineage: Eukaryota; Metazoa; Arthropoda; Insecta; Diptera; Tephritidae. Gene Ontology annotation, cellular component: plasma membrane; Golgi apparatus; cytoplasm. The record is from RefSeq and is a predicted model, not a curated record. Bases 106 to 2109 code for a protein of 667 amino acids.
GUGUGUAUUUGUAUUGAAUGUGAUUGUGAAAAUGAUUCGUGUGCAGCGUUUGCUGUUGAAUUAUUUAGUGAAAUUAUAGUGAAUUAACACGCUGCGGUUGUUAAAAUGAAAUUUGCCGAACACUUGAGCGCGCAUAUAACACCGGAAUGGCGAAAACAGUACAUAAACUACGAGGAAAUGAAGGCAAUGCUGUACGCGGCCGUGGAGCAGGCGCCGUCCGCUGAGCUCGUCGAUCCAGAGGUGCUCUCACGUUACUUUGCCAAAUUUGACGAACAAUUCUUCCAUUACUGCGACAAAGAGUUGGCAAAAAUCAACACAUUCUACUCUGAAAAGAUGGCUGAGGCUACACGAAAAUAUGGCAACCUCCGCAGUGAACUUAGCGAAACGCUUGAGAUGGGCGCGGUCAAGAAGCAACCCGCUUGGAAGUCGAAAACACCCUUGGGCAAGAAGAAUGUACCAGCGCGUAAAAUACAGGAUCUCAAAUUAGCAUUUAGUGAAUUUUAUUUGGGUCUCAUUCUACUACAAAACUACCAGAAUUUGAACUUCACCGGCUUCCGCAAGAUACUCAAGAAACACGAUAAGCUCUUGAGUGUUUGCGAUGGUGUUAAGUGGCGUGAGGAGUAUGUGGAGGCGGCACAUUUCUAUGUUAACAAAGAUAUUGAUCGUUUGAUACAGGAAACCGAGCGCGCUUUUACCAACGACAUUGAGGGCGGCGAUCGGCAGAAGGCCAUGAAGCGCUUGCGCGUACCGCCUUUGGGUGAACAACAAAGCCCGUGGACCACUUUCAAAGUUGGGCUUUUCUCGGGUGCUUUUGUCGUACUCUUCCUUACGGUCAUUUUGUCGGCAAUAUUUCAUGGUUUUGGUGAUGAUUGGCGCGUGGGUCUGCGUAUGUUUCGUGGGCCCUUCCUCAUUAUUGAGUUUCUCUUCUUGUGGGGCGUCAAUGUGUAUGGCUGGCGUUCGUCUGGCGUUAAUCAUGUGCUCAUCUUUGAACUGGAUCCACGUAAUCACUUGUCCGAGCAGAAUAUCAUGGAAGUGGCGUCCGUAUUUGGCGUAAUUUGGGCUAUUUGUGUGCUCUGUUAUAUUUAUUGUGACCCUUUGGGCAUACCACAAUAUUCGGCGCCUAUUUUUCUUUACACCUUGUUGCUUGCAUUUUUGCUCAAUCCAACGAAGACAUUUCAUCACGAGGCACGGUACUGGGCCGUGCGUGUGCUUAGUCGUGUUGUGAUGGCACCAUUCUUUUUUGUGACUUUUGCCGACUUUUGGCUUGCCGACCAGUUGAACAGUAUUGUGCCUGCCUUCCUCGAUAUACCCUUCAUUAUAUGUUUUUUCGGUGAGAAUCCCAGUUGGCACAAAACCAGUGAUGGUGGCAGCACUUGUGUGCGGGACAUCUCUAUGGUGCGUCCAAUUGUUGCUAUCUUGCCGGCUUAUUGGCGCUUCGGUCAGUGUAUUCGUCGCUAUCGUGACACACGUGAAGCUUUUCCGCAUCUGGUUAAUGCUGCUAAGUACGCAACAUCCUUUUUUGUGGUGAUAUUCUCAUACAAAUUUCAGAUAACCUCAGACGGCUACUUCACAUCGAAGGAUAAUCCUUGGUUUUAUUGCUGGAUAGUGGCGGCCAUUGUGUCCUCAUGUUAUGCUUACACGUGGGACAUUAAAAUGGAUUGGGGCCUCUUUGAUGCCAAGGCUGGUGAUAAUCGCUUUUUGCGUGAAGAAAUUGUCUACUCGUCGACGUGGUUCUACUACUUUGGCAUUGUGGAAGAUUUAGUGCUGCGUUUCGGUUGGACCGUAUCGAUGAGCUUAAUUGAAGCGGGUUAUAUGGAGGGUGACGUAAUGAUGACCAUACUCAGCCCAUUGGAGGUGUUUCGUCGUUUUAUUUGGAACUAUUUUCGCUUGGAAAACGAACACCUGAAUAAUUGCGGUAAAUUUCGUGCAGUACGUGAUAUUUCGGUGGCGCCCAUGGAUUGCUCGGAUCAGACGACAAUUUUACGCAUGAUGGACGAGGAGGACGGCGUUGUCAACCGACGUGGCAAGACUAAAGGCCUAUCGAAGAAGAAGGAGCAGCAACGCUUGUUGCUUUUACAAGGCGAAUCUGUCGAAGAUUUAUGCUCUUAAAUGGACAAAGGCUUUGCAUUUUGUUUUAAAUUUAAUUAUAUAUACAUAUGUAGUUGCCAUAUCAUUGCAGCAGCAUAAACGUUUUGUUAAAGUAUAUAUAUAUAGCUAUAUAUAUAUAAUAAGUGUAGAAAAUAACAAGGAGCUCAGCAAUUGGGUAGCGAAGUUGUAAUAUUAGAGAUGCCAUUAAUUUCAAUUAAUGUGGCAACCAAAUAUUUAUAUACAUACAUAUAAUAUGUCUAUGUAAUGUGAAGCGAAAAUGGAAGCAAGAAAGUGAAUUUCAUGCUUCAGCCACGAGUAACGUAUAAAGCCAUAUUUAUAUACAUAUAUUAAAAUAUCCUUACAUAUUUAUAUGUAUGUACAAAUAUUUAUUUAAGUUUAUGUACUUAUAUAAAUUUCUUAUAUGCCAAAAUUACAGUAUAGUCAAAUUUUAAAUACUGUUCACUUAACAGUGCAACAAACAAAAAAAAUAAGUCGCACAGGAAAUACAUAUCCUCAUAAGUGCUCCAUCUGCUAUUUUUAAAUAAUUUUAAUAAAGGAAGUCAUAGCAAUUAAUACAACAAAAGUUAUAAUACUCAUGCCCAACUUUUAAGAACAUUUACAGUGUAUAUAUAUAUAUGUGUGUAUUGAUACAUUCAUAAGUCUGUGACUGUCUAAAUUUGUGUCCUCAUGGGCCUUUAUAUCGAAAGGUGCGCACAAAUUUAACUUUUAUAUAUUGUAUUUUUAUAUUUUUCUAUAAUUUGCAUUUCUUUGUACUCGCAAAACGAUUUCUAUUUUCUUUGUUUGUUUUUCUUCCUUUUUUAUAUUGUUUGUGUAAACCAAUUUAAUGUAAUAGAAUUUUACAUGUUAAAUAAAUGCUUAACCAAAUGUUGUUCACAGAG